AUGAUUACCCCUCUUGAUUUUCUUGGUUCUAGAGCCUGCUGCUCAAGAAAUCCAAGUGGAUGCAUAUGCAGCGGGAAAAGAUCUCCAUUUAGACCAAAGGGAGUAGAUUGGAAGAUGCUUCCAGGAGGACGAGUGAAAAAAAAAGGAUCAUUAAAGGGAUCCCUUCGCAAUGUCCUCGGAGGUCUGAAGGUGUCAAAGCCUCCGAAACCGGCAAAAGAGCCACCAAAGUUAAAGAAAGGAUCCAUGCCACCUCUGUGCCCCAGGCCUAACCUAAUGACUCCGGUCGAGAAGCCUUCCAAGAAGAUAAAGCAAAUAACUCCUGAGAUGCCUAUUAAACCUUCAUCGCUCGAGGUGGUGACCAUUUUUAGGAGUCAGAGAUGCUGCAGAGGGGCUGACAUACUUAUAAAUGAGAUAUGCUGUACUUGUCACUCAUCAUUCCCUUCUUGUCGUGCUAGCAGCCAGAGUUCUCUCGCCAGACUUGCUCCACUUGAAGCAGUGCUCUUUGACGUAGAUGGAACACUAUGUGAUUCUGAUCCUCUUCACUACCUUGCCUUCCGUGAAAUGCUUCUAGAGGUUGUGUCUUUUCUUAGUCGAAAAAUUGGUUUCAAUGGAGGUGCCCCUAUAACGGAGGAAUUCUUUAUUCAAACUGUUGCCGGCAAACACAAUGAUGAUAUAGCCAAGGCUCUCUUUCCUGAUGAUCUGCAACGAGGUUUAAAGUUUGUAGAUGAUAAGGAAGCCUUGUUCCGGAGAAUGGCAAAAGAGCAACUGAAGCCUUUGAAUGGCCUUGAUAAAGUGAGGAAAUGGAUUGAAAGUCAUGGGUUGAAGAGAGCUGCAGUUACCAAUGCUCCAAGAGCAAAUGCAGAACUCAUGAUCUCCUUACUCGGUCUCUCAGAUUUUUUUGAUGCUGUCAUUAUUGGUGGUGAAUGUGAACAUGCCAAGCCUCAUCCAGACCCCUACCUGAAAGGUCUUGAAGCUCUGAAGGCAUCAAAGGAUCACACAUUUGUAUUUGAGGAUUCUUUUUCAGGGAUCAAAGCUGGAGUUGCAGCUGGGAUGCCUGUUAUUGGUUUGGCUACUCGAAACCCAGAAAAUUUAUUGAUGGAAGCAAAACCUACAUUUCUGAUCAAGGACUAUGAGGAUCCAAAAUUGUGGGCUGCUUUGGAAGAACUUGACAAGGCUAGCAGUGCUCCCUCAGUUUGA
Molecule: messenger RNA, 1197 nt
Organism: Sphenostylis stenocarpa
Lineage: Eukaryota; Viridiplantae; Streptophyta; Magnoliopsida; Fabales; Fabaceae
Source: the annotation of a GenBank genome assembly